Oncorhynchus masou masou (cherry salmon) is the source of this 1101-nucleotide messenger RNA. RefSeq names its product beta-soluble NSF attachment protein-like. Gene Ontology annotation, biological process: synaptic transmission, glutamatergic; SNARE complex disassembly; intracellular protein transport. Bases 178 to 1068 code for a protein of 296 amino acids. Gene Ontology annotation, molecular function: syntaxin binding; soluble NSF attachment protein activity. The record is from RefSeq and is a predicted model, not a curated record. The transcript has 11 exons. Lineage: Eukaryota; Metazoa; Chordata; Actinopteri; Salmoniformes; Salmonidae. Gene Ontology annotation, cellular component: synaptobrevin 2-SNAP-25-syntaxin-1a complex; terminal bouton; vacuolar membrane.
AGCUCGCUAGGUGGUGGUGAUGCACCAAUACUUUGAGGAAAUCAGAAUAAAUAGUCACACAACCGAGUAAGAUUCUCUCUCAUCAGCACCACCUCUCAGCAUCCAUUCCCAGCAAAACGGAUUCUCCGGAAUAUUUGUUUUUACCUUGUCGACGACACACACACAGCCCAAACAGCGAUGGAUACAUCCGGGAAAGAGAAGGAGGCGAUGCAGCUGAUGGCUGAAGCCGACAAGAAGGUCAAAUCCUCCGGCUCAUUCCUGGGGGGGAUGUUCGGGGGGAGUCACCACAAAGUAGAAGAUGCAUGUGAGAUGUACGCCAGAGCAGCCAACAUGUUCAAGAUGGCCAAGAACUGGACUGCUGCUGGUAAUGCGUUCUGCCAGGGGGCCCGGCUCCACAUGCAGCUGCAGAACAAACUGGACUCAGCCACUAGCUUCGUCGACGCAGGGAACGCUUACAAGAAGGCUGAUCCUCAGGAGGCUAUCAACUGUCUAAAUGCAGCCAUCGAUAUUUACACUGACAUGGGUAGGUUUACUAUUGCAGCCAAACAUCACAUCACCAUCGCAGAGGUGUAUGAGUCUGAGCUGGUGGACAUAGAGAAAGCGAUCGCCCACUAUGAGCAGGCAGCCGAUUAUUAUAAAGGGGAGGAGUCCAACAGUUCUGCUAACAAGUGUCUGCUGAAGGUGGGCCACUACAGUGCUCAGCUGGAGCAGUAUCCGAAAGCCAUUGAGAUCUACGAGCAGGUGGCCACCAAUACCAUGGACAACCCCCUGCUGAAGUAUAAUGCCAAAGAGUACUUCUUUAAAGCCUCCCUCUGUCACUUCAUAGUGGAUGAACUCAACGCAAAGCUGGCCAUAGAGAAGUAUGAGGAGAUGUUUCCUGCUUUCGCAGACUCCAGAGAGUGCAAGCUGCUGAAGAAGUUGCUGGAUGCCCAUGAGGAGCAGAACUGUGAGGCGUUUACUGAAGCUGUUAAAGAGUUUGACUCCAUCUCUCGUCUGGACCAAUGGCUCACCACCAUGCUGCUCCGUAUCAAGAAGACCAUCCAGGGAGAUGCUGGAGAUCUCAAAUAAAGAGAGAUAGAGGGUCUCUCGAGCGGUCCUUUU